Messenger RNA from Lodderomyces margitis, 2316 nucleotides. RefSeq lists its product as uncharacterized. The record is from RefSeq and is a predicted model, not a curated record. Lineage: Eukaryota; Fungi; Ascomycota; Pichiomycetes; Serinales; Debaryomycetaceae. Bases 1 to 2316 code for a protein of 771 amino acids. The transcript has a single exon. Gene Ontology annotation, cellular component: nucleus. Gene Ontology annotation, molecular function: DNA binding; DNA helicase activity; hydrolase activity, acting on acid anhydrides, in phosphorus-containing anhydrides. Gene Ontology annotation, biological process: nucleobase-containing compound metabolic process; establishment of sister chromatid cohesion.
AUGGAUGCUAUAUACGACACUAUUGAAAAUGGUUAUAAAGUUGGUUUGUUUGAAAGUCCAACCGGAACGGGGAAAACUUUGUCAAUAAUAUGUUCCACCAUGACCUGGUUAAGAGAUUACAAGAGAAACCAUGUGUUUGAUAUUGAAGACGUAUCGGAAGAAAGUAGCGAUGAUGAGCCAGAGUGGGUGAAGAAUGCCUAUAGAAGUUCCAUAGUUGACAAAUCAAAAGACAAGCUCAAACUGUUUGAACUACAUUUGGACCAAGUGGAAAAGAGUUAUACAGACAAGGUGAGAGCAGAAUCGGCAAUACAGCAAAAAGUCAAAAGGCGGCAGGUGACUCAAGAGGACACAUUCCUACCAGAAGACUACCACAGUGAUACAGAAUCGUCUGCUUCUAUUGAAGCUCAAAACUUGAAGCUCAACAAAGAAAUCGAUAGGUUGAUGCGUCGCGACGAACAUGAUGAGACCAGGGACUACUCCAAUUGCAAAACAAAGAUAUUCUUUUCCUCGAGAACACAUUCCCAACUAAAUCAGUUUUCAAGUCAACUACGUCUCACAACAUUUGACGCAUCGUUUGAUGACAUGACUGAACGAACUAAAUAUUUGCCAAUCGGAUCUCGAAAGCAGUUGUGUGUCAACGAAAAAAUAGCCAAAAAAGGUGACCAAAGUAUCAACGAUGCUUGCCUUGAUUUACAAAAGACUAAAGAAGGUUGUUCAUAUCUCACAAAAGAUCAAUCGUUGAGUAAAGAGUUUUCCGACUUGAGUCUAUCCAGAAUUCGUGAUAUCGAAGAUCUAGCAACAUUAGGAACAGACCUACACACUUGUCCUUAUUACUCAAUAAGAAAAGGAUUGGAAUCUGCCGAAGUAGUUUCGUUGCCCUACCAGCUACUUUUCCAAAGAUCUGCUCGUGAAGCUUGGGGCCUCGACAUCGAUGACUCAAUUGUUAUAAUCGACGAAGCACACAACAUCAUUGACUCGAUAACGUCGUUGUAUUCGGUAAACAUCAGUGUUUGUCGACUCCACAAAGUAGUGCAGUCUUUGAAGGUGUACUUGGCGAAAUUUGCCAAAAGAUUAAAUAGUGGAAAUCGGAUUCAUAUCAUCAAAUUGACAAAGGUUUGCAAAUUAUUGAUAACAUUCAUGGAAUCACAACUGGCCUCCCCAGGUCAAGAAGUCAAAGUGGAGGAUAUUUUUCAAGAUUCAACCGGCGAUUUGGUAAACAUACAUAAAUUAGAUGAAUACUUGACAAAGUCGAAAAUUGCCUACAAAAUUGAGUCUUAUAUGGAGAAAACCGAAGGUAACCAUACCGCUGCCUCACCUGUACUCUUUGAAAUUGCUAAAUUUCUUCGUGCUUUAACCAAUCCUAGAAAGGAAGGUAAGUUUUAUUGGGAUAAACCGGCAAACGAACUCGAAUUGCGAUAUAUGCUAUUGGAUCCGAGUGUCGUUUUCAACGAAAUUGUGACUGAAGCUAAAUGCGUAUUGCUCUGCGGUGGUACAAUGGAACCAAUGACUGACUUCACCGAAUUCUUGAUGCCCCAUGUGCCCAACCAAAAGGUUAAAAAGUUUUCGUGUCAACAUGUUAUACCGGAGAAUAACUUGAAAGUAUUCACUGUUGAAAAAUGGAGCUCUGUGUUUGAUUUUCUGUUUAACGCACGAAAUGAUUGUUUGCAAUUGGAUAAAUUGGGCGACUUUAUUCUACAAGUAUGCCAAGUGGUUCCUCAUGGUAUUGUGGUGUUUUUCAGUAGUUACAAUUUCCUAUACAAAGUGACACAACAUUGGCAGCAAACCAACGCCUUUCAGAAAAUCGCCGCUUUAAAAACAGUGUUUCAAGAACCGACAAACUCUUCAAAUGUCGAUUCUGUCCUAUCCGAUUAUUCGCAAGCUAUCAAUUCACACAAAAGGGGGGCUAUUUUGUUCUCAGUCGUUGGUGGGAAAUUAGCCGAAGGAAUCAACUUUUCUGACAAUUUGGCGCGAGCAGUCAUAAUGAUUGGGUUACCAUAUCCUAAUGCAUUUCUGGGUGAAAUAAUUGCUAAAAGAGCAUUCAUCGAGUCUCUGGUUAUUGAAAAGGGAGGCUCGCCACAAAGGGCCAAGGAAUGUUCGAAUGAGUAUUAUGAAAAUUUGUGCAUGAAGGCGGUAAAUCAAAGCAUUGGACGUUGUAUACGACAUGCAAAUGACUACGCCUUGAUUUACUUGGUUGACAGGAGAUAUAAACAGCCACGAGUGCGUAAUAAAUUGAGUAAAUGGGUCAAGAAUCGACUUGUGUUUGAUGGCGAUAUUAUUGAUGAUUCAACACGAUUUUUCCUUGCUAAAGAAAAGUAA